This is a messenger RNA of Gorilla gorilla gorilla (western lowland gorilla), 1712 nucleotides long. It is a transcript of the gene GPT, whose product is annotated as glutamic--pyruvic transaminase. The coding region runs from base 1 to 1614 and encodes 537 amino acids. Gene Ontology annotation, molecular function: pyridoxal phosphate binding; transaminase activity. The record is from RefSeq and is a predicted model, not a curated record. The transcript is spliced from 10 exons. NCBI's taxonomy places the organism in Eukaryota, Metazoa, Chordata, Mammalia, Primates, Hominidae. Gene Ontology annotation, biological process: biosynthetic process.
AUGGCCUCGAGCACAGGUGACCGGAGCCAGGCGGUGAGGAAUGGACUGAGGGCGAAGGUGCUGACGCUGGACGGCAUGAACCCACGCGUGCGGAGAGUGGAGUACGCGGUGCGUGGCCCCAUAGUGCAGCGAGCCUUGGAGCUGGAGCAGGAGCUGCGCCAGGGUGUGAAGAAGCCUUUCACCGAGGUCAUCCGUGCCAACAUCGGGGACGCACAGGCUAUGGGGCAGAGGCCCAUCACCUUCCUGCGCCAGGUCUUGGCCCUCUGUGUUAACCCUGAUCUUCUGAGCAGCCCCAACUUCCCUGACGAUGCCAAGAAAAGGGCGGAGCGCAUCCUGCAGGCGUGUGGGGGCCACAGUCUGGGGGCCUACAGCGUCAGCUCCGGCAUCCAGCUGAUCCGGGAGGACGUGGCGCGGUACAUUGAGAGGCGUGACGGAGGCAUCCCUGCGGACCCCAAAAAUGUCUUCCUGUCCACAGGGGCCAGCGAUGCCAUCGUGACGGUGCUGAAGCUGCUGGUGGCCGGCGAGGGCCACACGCGCACGGGUGUGCUCAUCCCCAUCCCCCAGUACCCACUCUACUCGGCCACGCUGGCAGAGCUGGGCGCAGUGCAGGUGGAUUACUACCUGGACGAGGAGCGUGCCUGGGCGCUGGACGUGGCCGAGCUUCACCGUGCACUGUGCCAGGCGCGUGACCACUGCCGCCCUCGUGCGCUCUGUGUCAUCAACCCCGGCAACCCCACCGGGCAGGUGCAGACCCGCGAGUGCAUCGAGGCCGUGAUCCGCUUCGCCUUCGAAGAGCGGCUCUUUCUGCUGGCGGACGAGGUGUACCAGGACAACGUGUACGCCGCGGGCUCGCAGUUCCACUCAUUCAAGAAGGUGCUCAUGGAGAUGGGGCCGCCCUACGCCGGGCAGCAGGAGCUUGCCUCCUUCCACUCCACCUCCAAGGGCUACAUGGGCGAGUGCGGGUUCCGCGGCGGCUAUGUGGAGGUGGUGAACAUGGACGCCGCAGUGCAGCAGCAGAUGCUGAAGCUGAUGAGUGUGCGGCUGUGCCCGCCGGUGCCAGGACAGGCCCUGCUGGACCUGGUGGUCAGCCCGCCCGCGCCCACCGACCCCUCCUUUGCACAGUUCCAGGCUGAGAAGCAGGCAGUGCUGGCAGAGCUGGCGGCCAAGGCCAAGCUCACCGAGCAGGUCUUCAAUGAGGCUCCUGGCAUCAGCUGCAACCCAGUGCAGGGCGCCAUGUACUCCUUCCCGCGCGUGCAGCUGCCCCCGCGGGCGGUGGAGCGCGCUCAGGAUGACCAUUCUGCCCCCCUUGGAGAAACUGCGGCUGCUGCUGGAGAAGCUGAGCAGGUUCCAUGCCAAGUUCACCCUCGAGUACUCCUGAGCACCCCAGCUGGGGCCAGGCUGGGUCGCCCUGGACUGUGUGCUCAGGAGCCCUGGGAGGCUCUGGAGCCCACUGUACUUGCUCUUGAUGCCUGGCGGGGUGGGGUGGGGGUGGGGGGCUGGGCCCCUGCCUCUCUGCAGGUCCCUAAUAAAGCUGUGUGGCAGUCUGACUCCAGGGAGGAAGCGUUGGCAGCUGCGUGGCCCGCUCCCACCUGCCUACCCUUCUUGCAGGCCUGAGUCCCUUCAAACAAGGGACCUUCCACGGCCACCACCCACCUCUUCCUCCUGAAGACCCGGCGCCCACCAUGGGCUGGGUCUUCCCCCUGGCCUCUGGU